This is a messenger RNA of Arvicola amphibius (Eurasian water vole), 852 nucleotides long. It is a transcript of the gene Ntmt2, whose product is annotated as N-terminal Xaa-Pro-Lys N-methyltransferase 2. The transcript is spliced from 4 exons. Gene Ontology annotation, molecular function: N-terminal protein N-methyltransferase activity. The record is from RefSeq and is a predicted model, not a curated record. Lineage: Eukaryota; Metazoa; Chordata; Mammalia; Rodentia; Cricetidae. Bases 1 to 852 code for a protein of 283 amino acids. Gene Ontology annotation, cellular component: cytoplasm. Gene Ontology annotation, biological process: N-terminal protein amino acid methylation.
AUGGCCCACCUGGGAGCCCAUUUUGCCUUUAGAUCCCGCUGGCAGAAGACCGAUGAUGAACUCUGUCGACAUAGCAUGUCCUUUAUCCUUCACAAGGCCAUUCGCAAUGACUUCUUUCAGAGCUAUCUCUACCUGCUGGAAAAAAUUCCCCUGGUAAAACUGUAUGCUUUAACAAGCCAAGUCAUUGAUGGUGAGAUGCAGUUCUAUGCCAGAGCCAAACUUUUCUACCAAGAGGUACCGGCCACAGAAGAAGGCAUGAUGGGAAAUUUUAUCGAACUAUCCAACCCAGAUAUCCAGGCCUCUCGUGAAUUUCUUAGGAAAUUUGUUGGGGGGCCAGGGAGAGCAGGCACUGGCUGUGCCUUGGACUGCGGCUCUGGAAUAGGCAGGGUCAGCAAGCACGUCCUGUUGCCUGUUUUCAGCAGCGUUGAACUGGUGGACAUGAUGGAGUCCUUCCUCCUGGAAGCCCAGAGCUACUUGCAGGUCAACGAGGACAAAGUGGAGAGUUACCACUGCUACAGCCUGCAGGCCUUCACGCCUCACUUAGCAAGAUAUGACGUCAUCUGGAUUCAGUGGGUCUCAGGAUACCUGACAGAUAAGGACCUCCUUGCCUUUCUUUCCCGCUGCCGAGACGGCCUGAAAGAAAAUGGUGUUAUCAUCCUGAAGGACAAUGUAGCACGGGAGGGCUGUAUCUUCGACCUGUCUGACAGCAGUGUGACUCGGGAUAUGGACAUCCUCCGAAGCCUGAUCAGGAAGAGUGGGCUGGUGGUUCUGGGCCAGGAGAAGCAAGAGGGCUUCCCUGAGCAGUGCGUUCCAGUGUGGAUGUUUGCCCUGCAUAGUGAUAGACGGUCCUAA